UUUUUUUUUCCCACUCUUGAGCUUUCGGUCCAGGAAGAGGGGAAGAAUACGCCGAGAUCAGCACAGUCAUAUUUCGAAUCAACGUCAUGAUUCUCAGUCCUAUCUCCUACCUGGAUUGCAUCGUGUUCUGCAUCUUUCUGGCGCCUCAGCUGGUGAUACACGUGGGUCUGUUCGAGACGAUAGCAGUCGUGUUGCAAUGCCUUCCUUUCCUGCUCCUGGAGCUUCCUUAUAGCUUUAUUCGGGAGCGAUACUUCUCCAAGCGCGGGGACCAGUCUCCUUUUGUGCAACAAGCGUCUCCGUUUGAGGAUUUCGUUAUCCGAUGCGUUCGUUAUGCCUUCGCCAAUAUUCACCCAAGCGUCGGGAGAGUCUUCUUCUCUAAGCAAGUCGCUCUGCCUUUCCUGACAUUCAGGAUGUUGCGCCACGGUUAUAUCAAGUCCCCGGUUCACUGGCACGAGUACAAAGAUAAAAGGUUCCGAGGUAUCUGGACAAUACAUGACCCGACCAAGCGACCGGACCUAUGUGUUUAUUAUGCCCAUGGUGGAGGGUUUUCUAUGGGCUCGUCGUACUUCUAUCUAGAGUUUCUGCUUUCCUGGCUAGAUCUUCUGAAGAAAGCUGGGUAUAGGAAUCCGUCAAUCUUCGCAUUAGAAUACACGCUCGUUCCAGAUGAUAGUUUUCCUGGGCAACUCGAGGAAGCCAUUGCUGGAUAUGAACAUGUUUUGUCAACAGUGGGCAAUCCGGGGAAGGUGUGCGUCGGCGGAGACUCCGCAGGUGCAACAAUCAUUCUCAACUUGCUGUUACAUCUGGCGAAUACGGGCCAACACGCAGACGUAAUGAAUGGGAUCGGGCAAUGGCAACUACCAAAACCCGCUUUCGCUGUCCUCAUAUCCCCUUGGGUGUCGCUCGUUUCGGAUAGACACCGCAACACCAGGAGUGAUUAUCUUGAUGCUGGAAACUUGCAUAUAUAUGCCGAGGAGUAUGCCGGAGACGACCUCUCACCACAUGACCCCUUACUUUCGCCAGGUCAGAAUCGGGAUGUAGAAUGGUGGCGUCGGGCGACUCCUGAUCAUGGAUUCUUUGUAGCGUAUGGAGAUGAAGAAGUUCUUGCCCCGGAAACCGAGGGCCUUGUACAAUUUUGGAAGAAGGGUGACAUCAAAGUCGUUGAUCGCGGAGAGACCGGUGGCAUUCAUGCAUGGCCAGUAGCCUCGCUAUUCCUUAGCGAGUCAAACAAACGGUUAAAGGGAUUGGAGGCAAUAGUUCAGGAAAUUAGAAAGAACAUCAAAUAGAAACAGUUGAAAUAAUGCUGCGUUUCAUUUAGCCCAUCAGGCACAAUGACUCGGGCAGGAAUUAGGCGUGUCUUGUCAGAUUAGAUCAAGUAACAAACAUCAUCGACCAGGC
This is a messenger RNA of Xylaria bambusicola, 1395 nucleotides long. Its product is annotated as Alpha/Beta hydrolase protein. The record is from RefSeq and is a predicted model, not a curated record. The transcript is spliced from 4 exons. Bases 87 to 1283 code for a protein of 398 amino acids. Gene Ontology annotation, molecular function: hydrolase activity. NCBI's taxonomy places the organism in Eukaryota, Fungi, Ascomycota, Sordariomycetes, Xylariales, Xylariaceae.